Messenger RNA from Trichoderma harzianum CBS 226.95, 704 nucleotides. RefSeq lists its product as hypothetical. NCBI's taxonomy places the organism in Eukaryota, Fungi, Ascomycota, Sordariomycetes, Hypocreales, Hypocreaceae. The coding region runs from base 288 to 704 and encodes 138 amino acids. The record is from RefSeq and is a predicted model, not a curated record. The transcript has a single exon.
UCCCACCAAUUGAUCAAUGGACAUCUUCAAGCCAUGCCGAGCUUCGUUAAGAGAAGCCCUGAAUCACACAUCGAGUCGCCAAAAAAAAUGACAAGGAGUCAUUGAAGGAUCUAGGUGCAACUGUUAUUUUUGCGGCGGAGGCUGCCUACCACCUCAGGCAAUAUGACUCCGAGAAAGAACGCUACAGAUUCCAGUUUCAAGAGUGUUUGUUCAAGUUAGUGCGAUGCAACAAUAAUCACGAGGAGCUAGGUGCAUUCGAGCGGAUUCCUGAAUGGAAACGUGCAAAAAUGACUAUAUUUCACGAGGAAGUCGUGCGGCCGUUGGUUGAGUGGUUCCAAAACGAAUCCAAAGAGGCUGAUACUGGAGAGGCAGGCCCAUCUCUUAAGGACUACUACGCUGCAUUUUACUACUAUCAAUCUGCCUGCAGCCUGUGCGCGAGGUUUCAAAAGGAUGAGAAAGGCGUCUACAAGGACUGGGGGAUGCCCAGAUAUGGCAAGCCUGAUCAUGAUGUUUAUUUUCAUAACAAGAUGCUUUCAAUGAUCCAAAUAGACUUGUGUGGGAAGUGGGAGCAGCGUAUUCUAGGGAAAAUAGCCGACUGGGUGGGGGGUCAUUACUCAAAAGUUAUAAGCUACGCGCAGACGAUUCGCCGGGAGGAUUGUCCAAAGCGUGAAUGUAAGUUCAAAUUUCAUGUCCACAGUUCAUAA